This is a messenger RNA of Staurois parvus, 345 nucleotides long. The record is from the annotation of a GenBank genome assembly. NCBI's taxonomy places the organism in Eukaryota, Metazoa, Chordata, Amphibia, Anura, Ranidae.
UGAUUUUGCAUUUCUGGGCCAUGGCUGUCAAUCACUGUAAAUAAAACAGUUUUCCUCCCUGUCAGCUCAUGCACACUGCUUUGGAUGAUUGUACACAAACACAGACAUCCAAAGCAGUGUGCUUACAGUGAAGCACAGGGACACAUGCCCCAUAGUAAAACACACCCAGCACACAGUUAACCCUUUUGAUCGCCCCUCAUGUUAACCCCUUCCUGCCCAGUGCCAUUAGUACAGUGUCAGUGCUUUUUUUUUUUUAGCACUGAUCACUGUAUUGGUGUCACUGGGGAUGUCAGUAACCCCAGUCAGUUCCCCCCCGUGUCAGAAUGCCUGCCUCAGUCUUGCUAU